ACACCUGCCGCGGCCGCACAGCCGUCAGGCCCUUCCUCCCGCUGGCUUUUUCCCUCCUUCCCGGCCGCGGCGAUGGAGCCGUAGGGGCGGCCGCGCUUCCCCGGGGGGAAAGGAGAGUGCUCCCGCAGCGGGCGGGCAGGAGCCCGAGAUGGCGGACAGCGCCGCGGCCACCGCCGCCCCCCGCGCCGGCGUCAAGGGCGGCUCGACGGGGUCCUGGUGGAAGUCGCUGACCAGCAAGAAGAAGCACAAGGAAGCGGCGGCCGCCUCGCCGCCCCCCGCCGCCGCCAGCGAGGCCCCCGCCGAACCCCCCAACCCCGGCGGCCGGGAGGAGCAGCAGGUCCCGUUCGGCAGCGGCGAGGCCGCGGCGGCGGGCGGCGGCAACCGGCGGAGCCUCCGCGUCUCGCACUCGGGCCGCUUCAAGGAGAGGCGGAAGGUGCGCACCUCGCUGCUGGCUGACAGCCCCGACGUGUUCGAUGGCGGCGGUGCCCCGGGCCGUGCCGCCCAAGGGGGCGAGUAGCCCAGGAGGGCUUCGCCCCGGAGCCGCCACAGGACGGGCGGCCAGAGCAGCGGCAGGACCGGUGGCUGGAGCCCGCGGCUGCCCCACCACCGGGGUUGCUCUGGCUUGGCCCCGUUGGCAACGUGGAGCGGCCCCCCCCGGCCUGACCAGACACUGUGGGGAGCCCGGCACCUCCGACAGACAAGUGAAUCGCGUGCUGUGUCACGCCAACACCGCCAAGACCAAAGCCCCGGGUGACGGGACAAUAUGAUUGUCUUAAAAUAACACCAGUAAACACCCUACUCCCUGCACGGUGGUGAGCGGACUCGAAGGUGCUAUCCCAGGGCCGAUGCUGGGGUCUCUGUACCUUCCCCCAGCCCUUGCCAGGAGCCAACGGCUCCUCUUGGCUCUCCAGCCAAGGAGGUGCUUUGCUGCUCUCAUCUCACACGCUGUCUUAUCGAAGGAAUGGGGGAACAAAGUGCUCUUAUCUAAUUUCAGGGCCGAGGACCUCCAGUGGGGCUGUGUGGGCUCCUGCACUGCAUGCGCUGACACACCGGGAACCCAUCCUCUUCCCCCUGUAGGGGUCAAAAGAGAAGUAUUGUGACGGGCAGGUGCUUGCAUCGCCCAUGACCCACACCACAUCACUUUUAAAUAUGCAAAAAGCAGGACUGUGCUGGUUUUCUCCUUCUCCUUACUGUGUAAUGAUAAGCAGGUUUUCACAGGCUGGUCUCCCAUAGUUCUGUUACAGAGGGAGGUGGCUUGUUGUUGAGAAAUUAGUGUUAUUUACCUAGGAAACACAUGAUUUUUGCAUAAUGAAGAUGAAGAAAUUGUGUAAUAAAAUGUAAAUUCUCUUUUGGGAGAUGAGACUAGCACAGGUAGGGUUGUACUAAUGCGGAAAUGGGCUUGGGCACCACUGGAAAUGUUCUUUACUGUUUACCAUGUCCAAGGCUUGUGAAGCAAGAUUAAAGAUUCCCAGGAUUUCUUUUGAUAGCAAAAUAAUGUGUGUUAACUUGGGUACCUUUCUGCUUCUUUUAACAGCUCCUGGAUUUUUGGACAAAGUAAACUAUAAGCCAGAUUUGUACUGGUGUUGUGCCUUACAGAGCAAACUCUGCUAAAAAUGCUCAGCAAUUACACAUUUCUUGAAAGUAGGUGAUGUAGCAACAACUGUUUUAUUUAUUUUAAAUGCAUUCCCAAUAUACUUUAUAUAUUUUAGACUUUUUCUGAAUGUGAGAUAAGAUAAUCCAUAGUGGCAAAGACUGAAAAUCGUUUCCUGGAAGUCAGGUAUUACACAGUUAUGAUUUUGUUUGGUUGUAACUAAUGAUUUAAGGUCAAUUAAAAAUAAAAAGUGACCAAAAAAGAAACAAGAGCCGAGUUCCAGGUGAAAAUACCAAUUAAAACAGUCACUGACAAUCUGGGUAAGUGACCCAUGGUUCAAUGUGUGUAAUAAUAUAUAACGAACUUUGAAAGCUCCUGUGUUAUAAAGCACAGCGUAGCUGGCUUAGGUACUUGCCGGUCUGUCACUCAGCUGCUCCUCCACACUCUGAAACCCAAGGACAGAGGGACUGUAGCAUCAAAUCUAUUUCCAUAACAGCUUUUUUUUUACCUAAUAUGUAGAGAUACACUUUUUAAAUUUCAUUUAGUAAAACUACAAGGUUCUGGC
This is a messenger RNA of Strigops habroptila (Kakapo), 2156 nucleotides long. It is a transcript of the gene PRR15, whose product is annotated as proline rich 15. The transcript is spliced from 2 exons. The coding region runs from base 149 to 517 and encodes 122 amino acids. NCBI's taxonomy places the organism in Eukaryota, Metazoa, Chordata, Aves, Psittaciformes, Psittacidae. The record is from RefSeq and is a predicted model, not a curated record.